Molecule: messenger RNA, 3497 nt
Organism: Chelonia mydas (Green sea turtle)
Lineage: Eukaryota; Metazoa; Chordata; Testudines; Cheloniidae
Gene: AP1B1
Product: adaptor related protein complex 1 subunit beta 1
Exons: 24
Coding region: 148-3024 (958 amino acids)
Biological process (GO): vesicle-mediated transport; intracellular protein transport
Cellular component (GO): clathrin adaptor complex; membrane coat
Molecular function (GO): clathrin binding
Source: RefSeq, a predicted model, not a curated record
CGCCCGCGCCCCGGAAGCGCUCCCCCCCAGCUCACUUCCGCUGGGCCGGCGGCAGCUGCAGAGACCGAGGCGCGGGCCGCGCGGAGGAAGCGGUCGGAGCCCGAGAACAGACCCGCGACUGAGACGCACUACAAACCAGGGACCAAAAUGACAGACUCCAAGUACUUCACCACCACAAAGAAAGGGGAGAUCUUUGAGUUGAAGGCAGAGUUGAACAGCGACAAGAAGGAGAAGAAGAAAGAGGCAGUGAAGAAGGUGAUCGCAUCCAUGACCGUUGGCAAAGAUGUCAGUGCACUCUUCCCAGAUGUGGUGAACUGUAUGCAGACCGAUAACCUAGAGCUGAAGAAGCUGGUCUACCUGUACCUGAUGAAUUAUGCCAAGAGCCAGCCAGACAUGGCCAUUAUGGCUGUCAACACCUUUGUAAAGGACUGUGAGGAUCCCAACCCUCUGAUCCGGGCUCUGGCUGUGCGGACAAUGGGCUGUAUCCGGGUGGAUAAGAUAACGGAGUAUCUCUGUGAGCCCCUGAGGAAGUGUCUGAAGGAUGAGGACCCCUAUGUGCGCAAGACAGCAGCCGUCUGUGUUGCAAAGCUUCAUGACAUCAAUGCUCAGCUUGUGGAGGACCAAGGUUUCCUGGACACACUGAAGGACCUCAUCUCGGAUUCCAACCCUAUGGUGGUGGCUAAUGCAGUAGCAGCCCUUUCGGAAAUAGCAGAGUCUCACCCAAGCAGUAACCUGCUGGACCUGAACCCUCAAUCUAUUAACAAGCUGCUGACGGCCCUGAAUGAGUGCACUGAGUGGGGCCAGAUCUUCAUCCUGGACUGUCUGGCUAACUACAUGCCCAAGGAUGACCGGGAGGCACAGAGCAUCUGUGAACGGGUGACGCCCCGGCUGUCCCAUGCCAACUCUGCUGUGGUCCUGUCAGCAGUGAAAGUGCUGAUGAAGUUCAUGGAGAUGCUGUCAAAGGACCUGGAUUAUUAUGGCACCCUGCUGAAGAAGUUGGCUCCUCCUCUGGUCACGCUGCUCUCGGCGGAGCCUGAGCUGCAGUACGUGGCUCUCCGCAACAUCAACCUCAUUGUGCAGAAGAGGCCUGAAAUCCUGAAGCAUGAGAUGAAAGUGUUUUUUGUGAAGUACAACGACCCCAUCUACGUAAAACUGGAGAAACUGGACAUCAUGAUCCGUCUGGCUUCCCAGGCCAACAUUGCUCAGGUGCUUGCGGAGCUGAAGGAGUAUGCGACAGAAGUGGAUGUGGACUUUGUGAGGAAGGCAGUCCGAGCCAUCGGCCGCUGUGCCAUCAAGGUUGAGCAAUCAGCGGAGCGCUGCGUCAGCACGCUGCUCGACCUCAUCCAGACCAAAGUCAACUAUGUGGUGCAAGAAGCCAUUGUGGUUAUCAAGGACAUCUUCCGCAAGUACCCGAACAAGUACGAGAGCGUGAUUGCCACCCUGUGUGAGAAUCUGGACUCCCUCGAUGAGCCUGAGGCCCGGGCUGCCAUGAUUUGGAUUGUGGGAGAAUACGCUGAGCGAAUUGACAACGCGGAUGAGCUACUGGAGAGCUUUCUGGAGGGCUUCCAUGACGAGAGCACCCAGGUCCAGCUGCAGCUGCUGACUGCCAUUGUGAAGCUCUUCCUAAAGAAGCCCACUGAGACCCAGGAGCUGGUGCAGCAGGUGCUGAGCCUGGCUACUCAGGACUCUGAUAAUCCGGACCUGCGGGACCGUGGCUACAUCUACUGGCGUCUGCUCUCCACUGAUCCUGUAGCUGCCAAGGAAGUGGUGCUGGCAGAGAAGCCCCUCAUCUCCGAGGAGACGGAUCUGAUUGAGCCGACCCUGCUGGAUGAGCUGAUCUGUUACAUUGGCACGCUGGCCUCUGUCUAUCAUAAGCCUCCCAGUGCCUUCGUGGAGGGGAGCAGAGGCAUUGUGCACAAGAGCUUGCCGCCGCGGACAGGGUCGAGUGAAAGUGCAGAGAGCCCUGACGCAGCCCCAUCAGGAGCCCCACCUUCAGAACAACCAGCUGUCAUCCCAACUCAGGGUGACCUCCUUGGUGACCUUCUGAACCUUGACCUGGGCCCCCCAGUGAGCGGACCUCCUGUUGCUACAUCCUCUGUGCAGAUGGGGGCUGUGGAUCUUCUUGGAGGUGGCUUGGACAGCUUGAUGGGGGACGAGUCUGAAGGGCUGAGAAGCGAUGUAGGAGGCAGUCCUGCAAUGAGUGGUACUGGCUUUACAGCUCCCAGCACGGUGAUGCCUGCAAACCUCGGGCCACCCCCCAGUAGUGGCUUGGGAGACCUCUUUGAUCUGGCCGGUGGAGUGGGCACACUGUCAGGAUCCCAUGUGGCACCCAAAACUGUCUGGCUCCCAGCCAUGAAGGCCAAGGGCCUGGAGAUUUCUGGCACAUUCAGCCGCCAGGUGGGCGCCAUCUCCAUGGAUCUCUUACUAACUAACAAGGCCUUGCAGGUCAUGUCUGACUUUGCCAUCCAGUUCAACCGUAACAGCUUCGGCCUGGCGCCAGCUGCUCCUCUUCAGAUCCACGCCCCUCUUGCUCCCAACCAGACUGUGGAGAUCUCCCUCCCUCUGAACACAGUUGGCUCUGUCAUGAAGAUGGAUCCUCUCAACAACCUCCAGGUUGCCGUGAAGAACAACAUUGAUGUGUUCUACUUCAGCACCUUGUACCCGCUGCACAUCCUCUUCGUGGAAGAUGGGAAGAUGGAGCGGCAGAUGUUCCUGGCCACCUGGAAGGACAUUCCAAAUGAGAACGAAGCCCAGUUCCACAUCAAAGAUUGUCCUCUCAGUGCAGAUGCUGUUAGCAGCAAGCUUCAAGGCAGCAACAUCUUCACCGUUGCCAAGAGGAACGUAGAGGGCCAAGACAUGCUGUACCAGUCUCUCAAACUGACCAAUGGGAUCUGGGUCCUGGCAGAGCUACGAAUCCAACCCGGCAGUCCCAGUUUCGCGGAUUUGGAGCUGUCUCUGAAGUGCCGAGCGCCUGAGGUAUCCCAGUAUGUUUACCAAGCAUAUGAAACCAUUCUGAAGAACUGAGGCACCCACCUCCUCCUCCUCUCUCUCCCCCCGCAUCCCAGAUGAGGAAAUGGGGACCAGAACCUGUGGGCAUGUUUCUUCUUGACCUUGGAAGGAACAAAUGCAAGAUCAAGAUACUCUGGAAACUUCAAACUGGCGUCCCCUGACGCUGAAAAUGGUGUGAGCGGCAGUGCCUAGCAUUCCAUCUUCAGCUCUCUGGGGAUGGGGUGGGAAGGGGGGGGGCAGGGGGAGGGAUCUUGUUGCAAUUCAAUGCAUCAGUGGAGAAUUUUUUCAUGUGAAGUAAUGCAGUGUCCUCUUUGCUGACGUUGCCCCUUUAAGAGCCCUGUUUUUUGCCCUUGUACUCUUACUGAAAUUAAGAGCGUGCGUGAGAAUCUGGGUGGGAAGGCAGUGCCCACUGACUCUCAUUACUAUCUUCAAAUCCAUCUCCCCGACCUUCCCAGACAAAUAAAUGAAUUGACACUUUGGUGCUUAAA